Molecule: messenger RNA, 1611 nt
Organism: Lasiodiplodia theobromae
Lineage: Eukaryota; Fungi; Ascomycota; Dothideomycetes; Botryosphaeriales; Botryosphaeriaceae
Product: Mei5 protein
Exons: 3
Coding region: 1-1611 (536 amino acids)
Source: RefSeq, a predicted model, not a curated record
AUGGCAGGGCCUGCACCACUACCCUCAUCGGAUAAUGGCGGUCGCAAAGCAGAUCUCAAAUCUGUGUCAGACUCGAUCGAGCUUGCGAGAAAGUUCACCGCAAUGGUCAAGACUCUGGCAUCGAACCCAGAAUACCGCUAUGUAGCUGAGCUAAUAGACCAGAUCCCUCGCCUUGAACAGUCAGUGCUGUCAAAAGAUAGGGAGAUCCAAAUCCUCAAGGAGAAGAAUCGGGAGCUUGAAGAGGAAAGUGAGAAGGCAAGUAGGCGUUUAAUCAGGGCUUACGAGAGAGAGUAUGACCGAUUCAAGGAUGAGAAAUCAGCUCUGAAUGGCAAGAUUAGUGGUUUGCAGGAAUUGAGCAAAGCUCAAGAGGAGGAUGUGAGCCGGCUUAUGGCAAGUGAGAGCGAGCUCAAGGAGAAAGGACGGCAAAUCAAGAACAUGUGGGUUGCAGAAAAGGAGAAAUUGUCCGAAGCAAACAAGAAGAUCAAAAAUCUGGAAGGGGAGGCCAACAAGUCCCUGACAGAGAACUCCCGGUUGAACAAAGAGCUCACUCAAGUUCGGACUGAACUGUCUGGCGUGAAAAAAUCCUUCGAACAAGCAGAGGCUAGAGUCUCGGGACUUGAACAAGAGCUCUGUUCGAAGGAUAAGAGCUUGAUGGAAAUAGAAGAACUGGGUGUUACUUUGAGCGAGGAAUGCUAUAACAAGUUGGUGGCAAGCAUUGAAGCUGUGUGGGAAUCAGUACACAGUUUGGUGGAGAGUUACUUUCGCAAGGACCUUACCAAAGAUUCUCUAAAAGCAAUAGAUACCUGGACAAUGCUCAGGACACCACUCGACUUCCAGCACCAAAUUCCUCUGCCAGCGUCAAAUUCUGCGGCAGCAAAAGCUAUGCGUACUACGGUGAUCCUUGCAAUCCUUGCCAGGCUAAUCGACAAACACAUCUUUCACCCGACCUUCCUCCUGGAGACCGAUAGCGGAUUACGCGACAUGCUUCUCCGGCAGGCGGCGCUGCACAGAUCAAGGGAGUCAUUCACUCGAUCGUUGUUACUGAACAUGUUUCCGGAAGAACAGCAAUCCAGGUCCGAAAGAAUGGUGUCAGUGGUACUCCAGGAAAUGGCGCCUUACGUCCGCAAUCUCCUCCCGCUAGAGGAGAUUAGCAUGUUCCAAGAGAAACUCCGACCGCUGAUCUGCGCUGGACGAGAUGUGUGGAUGUCGAUCCAAAGGCUUAGAGAACGGCUUGAGCCAAGCUUUGAGCUCAUUCAGUUCGAAGAUUUCGAUUGGAAGACGAUAGCGCUCAAAGGCGUCAGCCACGAGCAGCCGAACGGCAAUCGCACCCCAAAGGCUGGCCCAAAAGACGAUGAAGCGGUGCUUAUGAUUUUUCCCCGUUUCUGCAUCGUCGAAGAUGAAGACCCAUACCCCUUAUCCCGCGGCAUCGUGAUCACUAAAAGUCAGAUAGAGAAGGCCACUCAAGAAAUACAGAAGCUUCCCUCGACCCCUCCGGUUCGGAAGUCUCUACCAUCACGCACUCGCCGACAAAGUUCCCAAGACCAUUCCCAAAAUACUCUACAUCAAAUGGAAACCAAGGGAGCUGGUGAUUUUUUACCGCAAAAGCACUGA